AAAUGGGCUGAUGUGCAUGACUUUGAAAUCAGGACGUUUACUUGUAAGGGAGUAUUUCCUACACUCUUGAGUACUUCAUCCACGUCUGGCAUUCUUUUCAGAUACAGCAUUCAUAUAACACAGAAAAACAGCCACAAAUCGAGCCAUGCCCUACUCGGAAAUCACCUGAGAUUCCAGCGAUGUUCGUCAUCUGUUUGUUUACCAGCGGCCUCAUAAGAAGUUUCUGUACACAAAGUAUCAGUUUUUAGAAGGGGAAUCCUGAACUGCCACUCCACACUCAUGUGAUUUCUUGGAACUGCUGGGGUAAAAGGAAAGUGAAAAAGAAAAUUGGGGCGUCAGCGAAGUUGACACAGCAGCUGCCAUUUCACUGCUUCUCUGCUGAGCGCUCUCACUUGGACGUGUGCAGACAGCAGAAGAGCUGAAUCAAAAUGACUACACCGGGUCAGGAGGAGAAGCGAUACGACCGGAGAGACACGACUCUGAAGUUUGUCAACAAACCGGAUGCUCUGGAUCCAUACCCCUCGGAGGAUGGAGACCAGUGUCUCUGUGCAGAGAUGUCCUGCGGUCAUGCAGUCACUCCACAGUCUCUCACUGGCUGGUGUCGCAGCUUGCUGGAUCAGGGCCAGUACAAGUUUAAGUGCCCUGCUUUAGAGGAUGGCACCUUGCAGAAGUGUGACGAAGAGUGGCCUUAUCAAGAGGUGCGCAGGCUGGCAGUGCUGACAGUUGAAGAGAUGGCGUACUUCGAAGAGAACAUGGCCCGUCUGGCUGCCACAGAAUACUGUGAAUUCAAAACAUGUCCUGGCUGUGAAACGUAUGUGGAGCGAGAGGACCAGAGCAACCUCAGCGUGAGGUGCCCAAUCUGCACGGACGACAAGCAGAAGGUUUACGAGUUCUGCUGGCAAUGUCUGAAGAAGUGGAAAGGCGCAGCUCCACGCUCUGAUCGCUGCGACAACGACGGCUGCAUCAACCAAGACCUGGAGAUCCUCAAGAAUUGCAAGACCACCGACCUCCCUCAGGUGGCGGGGGUCUAUGCGUGUCCCUCCAUCCGGGCCUGUCCCACCUGUGGUCAGAGGGUGGAGCACGACAAGACGGGCUGUAAGAACAUCAUCUGUCCUCGCUGUCAGGUUGAGUUCUGCUUUGUGUGUCUGAAGCUCACUCCUGAGUGCAUGCAGACCAGCUCCUACUUCAUCCCCUGCAGUGCUGGCGUGGCUCCCAGACAAACCUCCAUACCUGUGUGGCACCGGAACUAAGAGAAGAUCUGCACACAAAUUAAUGUAGUUUGCUUUCUUUUUCUGUCAUAUACUCUUGGAUUUCAAUGCAAGUGUAGAUUUAUAAGCUUAUGUGUUCAUGUAUAUCGUUAUCAUUGAAAAUAUCAGCUUCAUUUUGUCUUCAUGUUUUAUAAAGCACUAUUUGUAAUGUUGCCACUCAAGGCUGCUAGCUUACAAUGGAUCUCAUUUCAAUAAUAGUUGAUCAUUUAUAACUGAAUAAAGACAGUUUCCCUUUA
Eleginops maclovinus (Patagonian blennie) is the source of this 1504-nucleotide messenger RNA. RefSeq lists its product as uncharacterized. NCBI's taxonomy places the organism in Eukaryota, Metazoa, Chordata, Actinopteri, Perciformes, Eleginopidae. Bases 429 to 1250 code for a protein of 273 amino acids. The record is from RefSeq and is a predicted model, not a curated record. The transcript is spliced from 5 exons.